GAUGUGACAGCCAUGGCACGGCUCUUCGGCUACGUGGACGUGACCGACUCUGGCUUCAUUGCAGCUGUCCUCUCCAUCGCCUUCAACCCACUCUUCUGGAAUGUGGUAGCCAGAUGGGAGCACAAAACGCGAGCGCUCAGCCGAGUCUUCGGCUCUCCGCAUGCUGCCUGCUACUGCCUGGGUGCUGUUAUCCUGAUGCUUAACUGUGUGCGGAGCCAUUGCUUCACAGAAGCCAUGAAGAGCCAGCCGAAGCUGGAAGGCUUGGACUGCCACUGGGCCUAUUACUCGGGCUUGGCCAUCCUGGCUGUAGGGACCUUGUUUGUCAUCUCCAGCUUCUUAGCACUGGGAUUCACCGGGACAUUCCUAGGUGAUUACUUCGGCAUCCUGAUGGAAGCAAAAGUGACCAGCUUCCCCUUCAACGUCCUGGAUAAUCCAAUGUACUGGGGCAGCACAGCCGUCUACCUGGGCUGGUCCCUCAUGCAUGCAAGCCCAGCUGGCCUUCUGCUGACAGCUGUAGUGGCAAUUUCCUACACAAUCGCAAUGCUGUAUGAGGGGCCUUUCACAGAGGAAAUAUAUCGGCAGAAACAGAAAGGAGCGAAGAAGAAGUAG
Messenger RNA from Charadrius vociferus (killdeer), 609 nucleotides. It is a transcript of the gene PEMT, whose product is annotated as phosphatidylethanolamine N-methyltransferase. Gene Ontology annotation, biological process: phosphatidylcholine biosynthetic process. The transcript is spliced from 6 exons. Gene Ontology annotation, molecular function: phosphatidylethanolamine N-methyltransferase activity. Lineage: Eukaryota; Metazoa; Chordata; Aves; Charadriiformes; Charadriidae. Bases 13 to 609 code for a protein of 198 amino acids. The record is from RefSeq and is a predicted model, not a curated record.